Molecule: messenger RNA, 820 nt
Organism: Nasonia vitripennis (jewel wasp)
Lineage: Eukaryota; Metazoa; Arthropoda; Insecta; Hymenoptera; Pteromalidae
Exons: 2
Coding region: 51-365 (104 amino acids)
Source: RefSeq, a predicted model, not a curated record
UACAAACAUCCUCAAGAUCAAGGAGGACAGUGCUGAGUCUGCAUGACGUCAUGGGUGUUUCCUCGCUCAGUGGUCAAAAUAUGGUUCUCAAUAGGCGUGUCAACACCCAAGUUAGCUGGUUCGAGUGCAAGAGCCCAGUCUUUCUCCUGCGAAAGCCGGAGUCCAAGACUCUACGCAGCAGCCUCGUCAAGGCCCUGGCUAGACUUCUGGUGAUCACUUGCCAGUGCACUCUAGUGCUACUCGUCGACCAGAUUCUGGGUGUUUCGGUUAUUUUGGAGCACGACCAGUGUCCUAACGGGCCCACCCCUACGUGUGUUCUGUAUUCAAGAGAAAUAGUGCAGUGUUACAAGUGUAAUUUUAGUUAAAUACAGAAUGUCAAGGCGAAUGGUGUCAAUUAGAAUUUGUGUUUUUUUUUUUUUUUGUUAGUUCUGAAUUAGACUGUAAAAUGUAGGAUUGUGCCUGUUUUUGGAGUCAAGUGUCGGCAAUCAAAAUGUCAUGCAAAAAAAAUUGUUGAAUGAAAAUUGGUGUGAUUCUAUGUGUAAAUGUUUUGGAAGUUACUGUUUUAUGCGUCUCUCGGUGUACUGGUUAGUGAACAAUAAUUUGUGAUAUCAAACUACGGAGGUAUAUUGUAGAUUGUUGGUGUGUGACUCGAAUGCGAUGCCAAUUUUCAAAAUCUUGAUUCUACUCUUUGUGUGUAAUAUCAAAGUACUUGUAAUGAACUUUUAUGUGUAUAUGUUGUGUGGCAGGACUCAUCAAACUGCUUGUGCAUUGAGUGUGUAAAGAAAAUUGCUGGUGUAAGAAAAGAUAUUGUGUAAUAUUA